Molecule: messenger RNA, 2524 nt
Organism: Papaver somniferum (opium poppy)
Lineage: Eukaryota; Viridiplantae; Streptophyta; Magnoliopsida; Ranunculales; Papaveraceae
Product: probable serine/threonine-protein kinase PBL26
Exons: 6
Coding region: 1063-2358 (431 amino acids)
Biological process (GO): protein phosphorylation
Molecular function (GO): protein kinase activity; ATP binding
Source: RefSeq, a predicted model, not a curated record
AAGGGUUUCACAACAUUUUGCAAGGCGGAGCUCUGAAGGAAGCAAAAAGUGUGACAACAGUUAUUACCCGGUUGCUUAUAGAAGCAAUAAGUUUAGGGUAGAAAUUCGCUGCUAAGUCUAUCAAGGGUCGACUUCAGUGUCGUUUUUAAUACCAGUUUAUCUGCAGUGAAUCCUAGAUAAGGAUUAUCUGUUGCGGAAUAAUCUGCAGCAAACUUAUCGUCCGAAUUCUAAAAACGGCCGCCUUUGCUGAUAGAUGACCGUCCGGAAAAUUUUCCAGUUCGUUCUCUGGUGACUUAUCUGGCGCGAGAUUUUCAAACAUUUUUGUUCCCUCCGCAAUUGUCUGAGUCAGAAAACUCUUUGUCUAAAAUAAUGCUAUGCUGUUUUUAGGUUAACUUGUCUGUUCAUUCUUGAAACACUAAAUAAAGAACAUUUCAUUCUAAUCAAGUCAACCCGACCAUUAAAUAUAAUGAUUCUCUACAAUUCUCUGCCCAACAAGGUUUCUGUAGCAAAUCAACGGUCUUCUGCAUCCUGUGUCACUUUGAUUCAUCAAAACAUUUUAAUGGUUUUAGGAUCUCCAUGUACCAUGGAAUCCCACAAAGAAAUUGGACUCAGUUAUGCUUAUUCUUAGAAUUAAUUUCCAAAAAAUCUAUAAACUUUAUGUCCCCUAAUUUUCUCCGGGAUUUUCAAAACAAACACACGAAGAACAGAACACCCAAACCGUGUUUCUCUCCCAUCCCCAAUUUUUCUCCUCCUGAUCCCAGAGAGAUCUCUUGGAACCUUUGGGUUUUCGGGGAGAAAUCUCUCUCUGCAUUGGAAUUGCCGGAAAAUUCAUUCUGUGAGUAGUAUUAUGUUGUGGAUGAGCAUUCGGUAGUAUUGGUCUCUAAUCUUUUUGUUUGGGUUUCAAAGUAUAAUUGUAUUUUUAUAUUUUCAUGGUCUUCACGAACCUUUUCUCUACAAUACAUUUGGGUUUGUGAAUAGGGCGCUUUUUUUUUUUUGCCUCUUGGUAUUGCGGUCGGUGAUUAGUUGAACAGUUUUCAGAAGUAAUUAAUUUGCUCCGACACCAUGAGUUGUUUCCCGUGUUUUGGGUCAAAUGAGAAGAGAGCGGCAAAAAGAAAAACUAGCCCACAAUGCUCGCCGCAAUUUGACGAUAAAGAAGUAAGGCAUCAUGCAACAUCGGUACCGCUACCACAGGCUCCAGUCUAUGUUUCGGAGGAAAAUAAUAGAACACCAAAGACCCAAGACGAAACAAAGCAACAAAGCGAAGCCACCAGCAAAGAGGGAAAUGGAAACAUUGCUGCACAAACAUUUACGUUUCGUGAGUUAGCCACAGCAACUAAGAACUUCAGACAGGAAUGUCUACUGGGAGAAGGUGGAUUUGGAAGAGUCUACAAGGGGCGUCUUGAAAAUGGUGGCCAGCUUGCGGCUAUUAAGCAACUCGACCGGAAUGGAUUGCAAGGAAAUAAAGAGUUUCUCGUUGAAGUGUUGAUGUUGAGUCUCCUUCACCAUCCAAAUCUGGUAAAUCUUAUAGGCUAUUGUGCCGAUGGAGAUCAGAGGCUUUUGGUUUAUGAGUAUAUGCCACGUGGAUCCUUAGAAGAUCAUCUACUAGAUAUCGGAUCAGAUCAAAAGCCACUAGGGUGGUUUACAAGAAUGAAAAUAGCUACAGGUGCAGCUAAAGGUCUGGAGUAUUUGCACGAUAAGGCAAAUCCCCCAGUUAUCUACCGUGAUCUGAAAUCAUCCAACAUCUUGCUGGAUGAAGAGUUCAAUCCAAAACUCUCCGAUUUUGGGCUUGCGAAGCUUGGUCCUGUUGGGGAGAAGCAACAUGUUUCUUCUAGAGUGAUGGGUACGUAUGGAUAUUGUGCUCCAGAGUAUGUAAGAACAGGCCAGUUGACUGUGAAGUCGGAUGUAUACAGUUUCGGAGUUGUUUUACUCGAACUAAUCACUGGGCGAAGAGCAAUUGACACCACCAAACCAACCCAAGAGCAAAAUUUGGUUUCUUGGGCGCACCCCAUGUUUAAGGAGCCAAAGAGGUACCCAGAAUUAGCAGAUCCCCUACUUGAAGGUGAUUUUCCAGUAAGAGGUUUAAAUCAAGCGGUUGCUGUUGCAGCCAUGUGCCUUCAAGAGGAAGCUCAAGUUCGUCCGUUGAUUAGUGAUGUUGUUACUGCACUCAGUUUCCUGUCAGUGGGUCCAAUUGAAGAAGGAUCUUCCACACCUGAUCCUCUUCCGCAUCCAGAAGACGAAGAAGAUGAUGAUAAAGAAAGGAGGGACGAAGAAAGUUCAGAGGAACGUCAACGAGCUGUUGCUGAAGCCAUAGAAUGGGGUGCUAAUACAAGAGAAGAAAACAAAAGAUCUCAUGGCUAAUGUCGCAGUUAUUUUCUUUGUUUGUAAAAUCUUUACAUCCUUUUGUUCGAUGAUUGCAACAACUACUUUUGAGCUCGGUUCUCUUUCCUUUCUUGGUAAAUGGAUACCUUAUACAUAUGACACCAUUUCCUUUUGUUCGAUUAAGAGUGAUAUUUUGGUCGGAUUA